Psilocybe cubensis is the source of this 2403-nucleotide messenger RNA. RefSeq lists its product as uncharacterized. The record is from RefSeq and is a predicted model, not a curated record. NCBI's taxonomy places the organism in Eukaryota, Fungi, Basidiomycota, Agaricomycetes, Agaricales, Agrocybaceae. The transcript is spliced from 3 exons. Bases 1 to 2403 code for a protein of 800 amino acids.
AUGACCUCGAUGUCGUCUAGUAUUCCCUCUGAGCUUGGUAUGCAUUCAACCUCUUCAGAAUCGGAAAUGGAGGGGACGAAGAGAUAUCAGAUCACGCCUAGUUGCCCGACCGGAACAGCAGGGCUCCAGUUGAGUUCUGACCGCCCCCCUCCCCGCGAAGCAGUCGACCUGCCCCUUCUUCCGCAAGCUAUCGGGACUCCCUUUGUGUCACCUGGAAGUCCUCAAAGUGCGCAUACUGCUUUAACCAUCCAUUCAAAUGAGAAAGCAUGGAAUGGUGCAGAAAUUGAGACUGUACUUGGAAACUCGAAGUCUCGCCUAAGAUCUGGUGCUAAGCUACUUCCCCAUUCUCCCAGGCAACACAAAGGCGUAUCCUUGGAAAAAGCUAAACGGCGCCCCCGUGUGGAUGUGAAUAUCUUUUUGGGGAACGAUGUCUGUGUGGAAGGUGGCUGUCUCCAAGGUCUGGUCAAACUUCAGAUCAGGGAAGGUUCGAAAAAAUCACAACCUCUGUUGCUAUCUGGUGGAAAAAUUAGAGUAGUUGGUUUUGAGAGUACGACUAAGGAAGAACAAAGGUCUACAUUCUACCAAUUCUGCGCCAAUGUCUCUGAUGUGGCAUCUGGACUUGACGUGCUAUAUUCCUCAGAACCUGAUGCGGGAGGUUUUGUGAAAGCCGUGGAAGGUGCCUAUGUCUUGCCGUUUGUUAUUGAGCUUGACCCGUCACAAGCUCUUGGUAGACCAAAGGGGUCUAUGCAUCUUCAGUCUGGUGCGUCUGUCCGGUACAUCGUAAUGGUAUCGUUCAGGAUCAAAGUCUUAUCUUCUGGUAAAAUGUCUAUGGCGCACUUUUAUCGCGAUUGCAGUGUAUGGCCUCGCUUGAACCCGGCUAUCGUGCUUUCUCCGACCUCGAGGCCAAUACAAGUCACUGUUUCGGGCGAUACAACACUGGGAGGCAAUAAUAAGGUUAUUCUAACAGCCUCAUUGCACAGAUUGCACUGGGUCGCUGGUCAGCCUUGCCAUGUUAGGUUUGAUAUAGUUAACAAUUCGACAAGAACAUUGAAACAUCUAUCUCUCGGACUCUUUCAAACCAUUACAACUUUCAGGGCCAAAAAAGUGGACGGGAACGACCAGCAUACGGCCAACACAAAAAAUCUCCUCCAGUCGACAUCAAUUGAAAAGCAAGUCGCCCAAUCAUCGCUAGACAUAGCAGAAUGGGGUACCAGGGGCCAUGCAAGUGCAAAAGGUUGGUGGAUGGGCGUUUCAGCUGGCAGCUCGCAGACAUUCUCCCAUUCUAUUCUUCUACCUGCAUGUGCUUUAUCAAUACCUCGAGGGAAGCUUCUUGAAGUAUCGUACACAUUGCGAGCCAUCAUCAGUCCUGGAAGCUUUCUUUCAACAAACGUCAAUGUUUCAAUUCCUUUGGAAAUAAUUAAUUACCUAUCCAUCGACCCUCCUCCUCGAAUUGUGACCGUUCAAGGUGUUGAACCUGUUACAUCUGAAAAAUGGAGAAAAGUCUCAUCCGAAGAUCCGGACGCUAUAUCCGAAUCAGAUUCAAUAGCUGAUGAAGGUUCCGAAUGCAACUCUGACGGUUUGGGAAAUCUUUCAGAGAAUGACGAUACGGAAGACGUCGUUGACCGUAUCGUAUCCUCUACCAAGAUUUCCGGAGAAGAUAUGCCACGCUUCGCGGACCUGUAUUAUUCUUUGCAGGAGGGCAAUUUUAACAAGGGAACCAAUGGACGGCUUCCAAUGUCUGUUGAAACGCUUCCCGCUGGCGCAGACACAUUGUCUGGGCUAACAACUCAGACUCAAGAGCUGCCAAACCCAUCUAGCUUCCCGGAACGUGUAGAAGAAAAAAUGCGGAGUCGUAAAAGAACUUUAUGCAAAGCUGUACAUUUGAACGAACAAAGCCGCGACGGUGGUUUGACAAUUGAGGAGCAACUUUUUGGCAAGCCUCUUGAAGAUUCUCUGCACGGAAUUGCUCUUGAUGUCUCAGAGAAUCCUCCCACCCCAUCUUCAUCUACCGGCAACCCCCUAAUCGUACUAGGCGUUCAGAAUAAUACAAAUAGCCAGGGCAAUGCCGUCGUCUCAUCAUCAGUGUCUACCAAACGGCACGUUAAGAAAUCAGGCUCCCCAUUGUCAAAUGGCUCUCGGGUAAUAUCUGUCAAUGACAUAAUUGACGCUUACAUCCAGCCUGCCUGUGAUAAGAACGACGACUCAACAAAACAUGUACAGCAGGGCUCAGCGGAGCCUACGACGAUCGAUUCCCGGAACCAUCAAGUCAAUCCCAAUACAGCGAAACUUCCCCGUCCCUUCUCUAUUGACAAGCUUACAACUUCUAGACCUCGCUCCAAGUCUGUCAAAGACAAGAUCCGGGAGCUUGAAGCACUGGCAGCGGCUGCCAAUGGAAAUUCCUAG